Molecule: messenger RNA, 1137 nt
Organism: Drosophila miranda
Lineage: Eukaryota; Metazoa; Arthropoda; Insecta; Diptera; Drosophilidae
Product: BTB/POZ domain-containing protein 9-like
Exons: 1
Coding region: 1-1137 (378 amino acids)
Biological process (GO): adult locomotory behavior; circadian behavior; modulation of chemical synaptic transmission
Molecular function (GO): protein binding
Source: RefSeq, a predicted model, not a curated record
AUGAGCAGCAAUUCGACCAAGUCUGCUAAGAAACAGUCCUGCCCCAAGGAGGUGCAUAUCAAAGACGUCCACCUGGGCGAUAGCUUGAUGGAGGAUAUGGGUCGUCGUUGUAUGAGCGAGGUCUUUGCGGAUGUCUGGUUCUGCGUCGAGGAUCAGCGACUGCCUGCUCACUGUGUGAUUUUGGCCGCACGGAGUGACUUCUUUCGCGUACUUCUGCACGGCUCUAUGCCAAAGGAUCGCCAGGUACCCCUGGAGGUGGCAUUGGCACCUUUCAAAGUGAUCUUGGCGUAUAUUUACACAGGCACACUUUCAAUCUCUACUCUACCUUUGGUUGCCAUUGUCGACGUGUUGGGCGUAGCCCGUCUAUAUGAAUUGGAGAAAGUAGAGAUGGCUCUAAACAAACGUCUCGAACAGAGUCUGCACCUCAACAAUGUGUUCACGGUGCUAGGUGCAGCGCGUCGCAACAGUCUGGAAGAUUUGGCCGAACGAUGCUUUAAGUUCAUGGACCGAAUGGCGUCCGAACUUCUCAAAGAAGACUCCUUCCUAAUGGUGUCCAAAACCACACUUGGGGAAAUCCUGACCCGCGACACCUUCGUUGUCUCAGAGGAUCAGAUCUUUUCGAUUGUAUGCGAGUGGAUUAGCCGUCAUCCGCAGGAGAACAUCCAGUCGCUAUUCUCCUCGGUGGGACUGCCCCUCACGAGUGAGGAAGAUCUAGUUGUGCGUCCCGCGGGCUACGUAGAACCUGAGAAUAUUCCCAAAUUUGUGCCCUGCCAUACCACCUUGUGGCCAGAGAAGGAUGUGGCUUUUGAUAAAUAUUUUCUGCGGCGUAUCACUGGCAUCCACAAUGAGCCAUUGAUUGAUCUGAGGCACUGUUAUAGGAUCAAUUUCAUAAGCAUCAUAGAACGGCUUAAGUCUGUGGAGAUCUGCUACGAUGUGGAGGUCUCUUGCGAUCAGAAUCGGUGGGAUCGUGUGGGACGGAUGAUGCCAGGUGGAAUGCCGUUACCCGAUGUUUGGAUGAAUAUCUACUUUGCGUUACGCCCCAUUCGAUUUAUUCGAAUUGUGAAUCCCGAAAAUGGACGCAAAGAUUUGCUAAAUUACUUCGAGCUGAAAGCCAAGCACACGACGAAGAUUUUAUAG